CAGUAGGUUUGAACAUUGUAACUGGUGAUGACCAGGUAAGUGCUGAAACGAUUGAUGAGCCAGGGGAAGCGGAUAGUGUAGCAUCUGAUGAGCCAGAUGCUAGUGGAAUGGUGGAUGAUAUUGAUGAAGACAACCUUGAUGAUGAUGGAAGUAAACUGCAAGAAGAUGACAACCAAGAUGCUUAUGAUGGCCAUGAAGAUGAUGUUCAUGAUGACCAUGUUGAUGAUAUCCAUGCUGAUGAGGAUGACAGUCCUGAUGAUAUUGAGACAGAUGAGUUACCGAGGAGAUCAGGACGAGUUAAAAAGAAGCCAGCAUGGAUGAAGAAUUAUGUAUGUUGUCAACAGAUACCACAACAGCCUGAGUGGAAAGAGAAAUUGAUAUACUUUCAGAAUAUGGCAUCACAGCUAACAAAAAUGGACAGAGAUAUGUCAAAAGCAUUUUUAAAAAUGAUUACUGAAAAGUUAUAAUGUUUUAAUUGUAUAAAUUUUGUUUUAAUUUCAGAUUUUCCUGAUUAUGCCAGAGUACCAGAUAAGUGGUAAGUCUCCAUUUGAAUGACGUGGAAGUCAUUUUAAAAGGAGGGGAAGUGUGUUACAGUAUUAGAUUUAUUAAUUUAUUUAAUAAAUCUAUAAUGUAUUUCAUAUGUUUUUAAAUUGUAAAUAUAAAUGCAUUAUUAAAUCUUUAAAGGUCACCCAAGUAGAACAGGCAGUACCUGUACUUAAUUAUUAUUGCCUUGGGUUAUGAAGGUUCUGGUCUUUGGUCUUUGGUUUGAAGUACUAGUAUUCACUGUUUUCAUUGGUUUGGACUUUGUAAGGUUGUGUUUUAUUGGUUCAGUAUUUUUCCCUCCAAAAAGUUGUUUGUUAUGGUCAUUCUUUGUCCAGUAUUUGUCCAGAGAGGGUUGUAUUUACGAAGUUUUAUAAUUACGACCUUCUGACAUUGACAGAGACAAUACUUUUCUCUCUUAAGUUUUAUGAUCUGGACAUACGUGUACAGUGAGCCAUAUUGUGACUACAAUGAAUGGGAGAGGCUCAGUCCCAUAGAUUGGGCAUUAUUCCAAAUUCCUUCAUUGUUCCAUUAUUCCAACUAUUCUAUGUGUUCAUCUGUGAAUGUAAUAAAUGGAGAUGUCAGUAGAACCCUGAAACGGACUUAUUUAUAUUUCCAUGCUCCAGAUUUAUAAUAAGACACCGUUAC
This is a messenger RNA of Saccostrea echinata, 1188 nucleotides long. RefSeq names its product neurogenic differentiation factor 1-like. NCBI's taxonomy places the organism in Eukaryota, Metazoa, Mollusca, Bivalvia, Ostreida, Ostreidae. The transcript has 2 exons. The coding region runs from base 108 to 467 and encodes 119 amino acids. The record is from RefSeq and is a predicted model, not a curated record.